Molecule: messenger RNA, 1267 nt
Organism: Cyprinus carpio (common carp)
Lineage: Eukaryota; Metazoa; Chordata; Actinopteri; Cypriniformes; Cyprinidae
Product: translational activator of cytochrome c oxidase 1-like
Cellular component (GO): mitochondrion
Source: RefSeq, a predicted model, not a curated record
CAUUAGUUUGUUCAGCGGUAGUGACGCUUAUAGUGUUGCUGCCACUUGGGCUCGUGCGUGAUAAAUUAGCUCUGGAUUACAGAAGAACUGUGGUAUAAAUGGACUUUUUUGUUGUUGUUCAUUUUCGCAAGUAAAAAUCACGGGAUACAUUGAAUCAUGGUCGUUAAACCGUUCUUGAAACAAUCCGAUUAAAACGUGCAUGUUAGAAACUUAAGACUUUAAGGGAAGCACAAUGUUAGGAGACAUGAUUCUGAGGGCUUUGAGACUGACAGUGAGGGUGUCUGCAGUGGUUCAGAGUCCAGCCCUCCAUUCAUGCAGAGCACUGCACUCCAGCGCUGCGCUGUGGGCAGGACACAACAAAUGGUCCAAAGUAAAGGACAUUAAAAUCCCCAAAGAUGCUGCUCGAGCCCGCAUGAUUGUCAAGUACACCAUGAUGAUCAGGAUUGCAGUAAGAGAGGGAGGACCCAAUCCAGAAUUUAAUGUUGCUUUGGCACAACUUCUAGAGCAGUGUCGGAACAAGAAUCUACCCAAAGCCACAGUAGAAGGAGCUAUAAAAGGAGCCAAGUCAAAGCCAGGAGUACAGUAUGUUUAUGAGGCCACGGGACCGGGCGGGUGCACGCUGCUCAUAGAGGUUUUGACUGACAACAACACACGGUCCCAUCAAGAAAUCAAACGUGUCUUGAUGAAACAUGGUGGGGCGCUGUGUGAAGGAGCACGCAGGAACUUUAACAGGAAAGGUGUUGUGGCAGCUUCCAGAGAUGGGGUCUCCUCUGAGAGAGCUCUAGAUCUGGCCAUUGAGGCAGGAGCUGAAGAUGUGCUUGAGAUAGAGGAUGAGGAGGAGCGACCCAUACUACAGUUUAUCUGUGACAUUGCGUCCAUGAAGUCUGUGCGGAGCGGUCUAGAAAGUCUGGGGGUACACACACUUUCAUCCGGUCUGGAGUUUGUUUCUCACACCCCGUCUCUUCUGACUCAGGCUCAGCUAGACACCGCGUCCUCACUGCUGGAGGCUCUCAGUGACUGUCCUGAUGUGGUCCGGGUAUGGGAUAACAUCCAUACACAGACCUAGAGUUCACAAUAAGUCAACUGACAAAUGGAAGAACACACAGAUAGAUGGACUAAUUAAUGAUCCGCAUGCCUUAAGAGCAACUGGAAGAAAUGGACCUGCUUGGCCAAAAUUUACUGGACUUCACUUGGAUUUUUUGUGUGAUGGUAAAUAAAUAAAUAAUGAUAUAUCUUCAUUGUGGCAAUAAAGAAGAUGUUAGUCAUA